AUGAGGACUCACACAGUAGAGAAACCACAUCCGUGCCAUCAUUGUGAAAAGAGUUUCAGAGAUAAAACUCAACUUAAGAUACACAUUAGGGUUCACACAGCAGAGAUGCCAUUCACGUGUCAUCUGUGUGGAAAGAGUUUCACCUUUCAAUCAGGCCUUAGCCGGCACAAGAAAGCUCACAAGGGGGAUGUGCCAUAUGCAUGCCAGCAUUGUGACAAGAGUUUCCCAGAUAAAACUCAACUUAAGAUACACAUGAGGUCUCACACUGGAGAGAAACCUUACACGUGUCAUCUGUGUGGAAAGAGUUCCGGAACAAAACCUAACCUUAAAGCACACAUGAGGAUUCACACCGGAGAGAAACCACAUCUGUGCCAUCAGUGUGAAAAGAGUUUUACAACUUCAUGUAAACUUAAGAUACACAUGAGGACUCACACUGGAGAGAAACCUUACACUUGUUAUUAUUGUGGAAAGAAUUUCUCUAUUGAAAGUAACCUUAAGAAACAUGAAAGAAUUCACACCGGAGAGAAACCGUUCAUGUGCCAUGAGUGUAAAAAGAGUUUCAAGACGAAAGCUACCCUUAAAAAACAUGCAAGAUUUCACACUCAGUAGAAACCAUUCAUGUGUCAACAGGGUGGAUAUGGCAACAAAGUUUAGAAAUCAGCUGAGGUCUUAUUAAAGGUGCUUUAAGCGAAUUCAAGCGUUUUAGACCAUAAAACAUUUUUUGUUACAUACAGCAAACAUCUCCUCACUAUCUGCUUGCUGCCUGUCCACUGGUCAAACUGUAAAAAAUUGCUAUCUCUGUAGACAGCCCAGGCUCUACAAACUUCAAUAUAAACACAGUGGCCAAACCUAGUACCACGAAACAAAACAAAGUGUUCCAGCCAAUAAACCACAA
Paramisgurnus dabryanus is the source of this 895-nucleotide messenger RNA. The record is from RefSeq and is a predicted model, not a curated record. Lineage: Eukaryota; Metazoa; Chordata; Actinopteri; Cypriniformes; Cobitidae.